GACCUGAGUUAGAGAGAGAGAGAAAGAGGAUGGGAGGAGAGGUGGCGCUGGCUCCAGGAUUGUCAAGGAAGCUGAAGAAGGUGUUGGAGUCGAGGACGGACUCGCCCGAUCUAUUGGCAUCACUUAAUACACUCUCCACCUUCUACAUUGACAACACUCCUCAGGCUCGCAGGAACCUUAGAUCCACCAUCGAGAAGCGAUCCCUCACCAUCAACCAUGAAUUCCUCCUCGCCUCCAAAGCUGCCCAACAGGCCUUGGAUCGAGUGGAGGAGGAAGUUAACGCAUUGGCCGAUUGCUGCGACAAGAUUGCCAAGGCAUUGAGCGGUUGUAAUGCAAGCACGGGAGAUAUCAUUAGUACUACAGAAAGGCUCAAACAGGAACUUGAAAUCACCACUCAACGGCAAGAGAUUGUGUCUUGCUUUCUUCGGGAUUAUCAACUUUCUAAUGACGAGAUUAAUGCUUUGAGGGAAGAAGAUCUGGAUGAAAAAUUCUUUAAGGCACUUUCUCAUGUUAAAGAAAUCCAUGCCAACUGCAAAAUACUGCUCAGGACACAUCACCAGCGUGCAGGUUUGGAACUGAUGGAUAUGAUGGCUGUAUACCAAGAAGGAGCCUAUGAGCGUCUUUGCAGAUGGGUUCAGGCAGAGUGUAGGAGAUUGGGUGACAGUGAUAAUCCUGAAGUUAGUGAGCUUCUGAAGACAGCUGUCCGUUGCCUCAAAGAGAGGCCUGUUCUUUUCAAGUAUUCUGCAGAGGAGGUGGCAAAUAUGAGGCAUAAUGCAUUAUUUAGAAGGUUCAUAAGUGCCCUUACACGUGGAGGGCCUGGAGGGUUGCCUCGACCAAUUGAGGUGCAUGCUCACGACCCCUUGCGAUAUGUAGGUGAUAUGUUGGGGUGGCUGCAUCAGGCCUUGGCAUCUGAAAGGGAACUUGUCCUUGUAUUACUUGAUCCAGAUGCAGUGAUUAAUACUGGUCCAACUGCACGACGAUUCUCCAAGAACACAGACAGUGAUGGUGCAACAACAGAAUCUGACAUGACAUUUGUUCUGGAUAGAAUAUUUGAAGGUGUUUGCCGGCCUUUUAAAGUGAGAGUUGAACAAGUUUUGCAGUCUCAACCUAGCCUUAUUGUUUCAUACAAACUAAUUAACACACUGGAGUUCUACAGCCACACUAUUUCAGAUUUGCUGGGAAGAGAAACAGCUCUAUAUAAUACCCUUUGGUUACUCAAAGAUGCUGCUCAGAAAACUUUCUUUGACAUCCUGAAGACUCGAGGAGACAAGCUUUUACGGUACCCGCCCCUUGUUGCUGUUGAUCUUUCACCUCCAACAGCUGUUAGGGAAGGAGUCUCUGUGUUGCUUGAAAUUAUUGAGACCUACGACAGCAGGAUGGUUCCUGCUUCAGGAAAGAAGCCUGAUUUUGAGCCGGUGCUCUCUGCUUUACUAGAUCCUAUUGUACAGAUGUGUGAACAAGCGGCUGAGACACACAAGUCCAAAGGAGUAACCCAUUCGUCAAAGAGAAGUAGAAGUUCUGAUUCAGGCCAUAUCAGCAAAGAUUCUGCUUCACCAGUUGAUGCAUUUUUGACUGACAGCACAUCUAUCUCUUCUCAGAAUCGAGAAACACUCUCCAAAAUCUUCCUGAUCAACUGCUUAUCUGCCAUUCAGCAACCAUUGCUUGGACAUGAUGUUGCCGCAGAGUAUGUCAGGAAUCUUCAAGCAAUGAUUGAUAACCAUGUCAAUGUUCUUGUGGAAAAAGAAGUUGAUGCUAUUUUAAGAAGAUGUGGGUUGUUGAACAAGAUAUCUCACUUCCAGAAUCAGUUCAAUGAGGACACUGAUGGUCCACCACUAGCAGAAGUGGAAGAUAUAUCACCAGCUUCACUUUCAGAGUCGCUGAAAGCUUUCUUUGGACUUGUGUUAGGAAGUGAAGGUUCUCUUCCAGAAUUUGAGCAGAUGCAGGUUCCUCGGCUGCGUUCAGAGGCUUGCAUUCGGGUUGCUAGGUCAUUAGCUGAUCUUUACGAACUCAUUUAUAAGGUGAUCAUGGAUCCCAAGAACCAUUACCCAGAUCCCAAAUCCUUGGCAAGGCAUCCGCCGGAUCAGAUAAGAACCAUCUUAGGGAUUUGACACUGCUAAAAUACUCAUAAGGAAGAAUGCUUGUAGGAAGAGUGUUUGUUUGGCUUCAAGAAACUGAGUUAUUUUUCAUUCAUUCAUAAAUUGGAAGGGUUUCACGUGUUCUUUAGAUUAAUGAUGUCAUAAUUUCCUUGCCCCGGUUCACAGCAUUAUUCUCAUUCGCCUACUAGUAUCUUCUCAACUCACUGUUCUGUGAUUUUCCAUAUGUUUCAUGAACAGCACUGGAACCUUUAUAUAAUGGUUGGUGCUGUUGUUGUAAUUCCUUCAAUUCAUAUAUUAGAGAA
Messenger RNA from Telopea speciosissima, 2398 nucleotides. RefSeq names its product conserved oligomeric Golgi complex subunit 6. Gene Ontology annotation, cellular component: COG complex. Lineage: Eukaryota; Viridiplantae; Streptophyta; Magnoliopsida; Proteales; Proteaceae. The record is from RefSeq and is a predicted model, not a curated record. The transcript has 12 exons. Gene Ontology annotation, biological process: intra-Golgi vesicle-mediated transport. Bases 30 to 2108 code for a protein of 692 amino acids.